Cooperia oncophora is the source of this 630-nucleotide messenger RNA. Lineage: Eukaryota; Metazoa; Nematoda; Chromadorea; Rhabditida; Trichostrongylidae. The record is from the annotation of a GenBank genome assembly.
AUGCGAACAGGAGAGGACUUCUUAGUGCUGCUUGAAGCUGUCCGAACAAGACUGGAAGCGUCUAUCAAGCAGGCGCUGUCCGAGCUUGAAGAGGAGGAAUCCAUUCCCGAAGAAGCCGCAUCCGCUAUACGGUUAGCUGCUGGAAAAGCACAGUUACUUGUGCGCAAAAAAUUGUCUAAAUUCGAUGAACUGGUGAAGAAGAACAUGAAUCCAGUCGAAGGUGAUCAUCAGCCGGCUACUGUAGAUGAUUUAGAAGGGUACUGGGCCUUGGUCGAAAUUGAGCUCAAUGAUAUUGACGAGUGCUUUCAAAAGGUGGAAGAAUGGCGAGCGAAUGGUUGGCAGGUAAAAGAGUGCGCAGAAUCUCAAAAUUCACUUCUCGUUAAUAGUAAUAAUAACAACAACACGACGAAAAAGAAGGUUGUCCCAUCACGACCAACUACGGCACCAAUCGAUCCGGAACUUCGUGCGAAACAGAUCGAAAAACAGAAGGCGACUGCUGAGAUGCGACGCAAAGCGUUGGCAGAAGCGAAACAGAAGGCGCGAGCUGCCCAACAGGCACAGAUCGCGACAACGCCCACAGAAAAUGACGUCAAUACUCCACCACGUUCAGAUGUGCUGAUGGUCCUGUAA